Molecule: messenger RNA, 1285 nt
Organism: Bradysia coprophila
Lineage: Eukaryota; Metazoa; Arthropoda; Insecta; Diptera; Sciaridae
Product: venom acid phosphatase Acph-1-like
Biological process (GO): dephosphorylation
Molecular function (GO): phosphatase activity
Source: RefSeq, a predicted model, not a curated record
GUAAGGCACAAACACAAUGUCUAAGUGUUCUCAAUAAGCGAACAUCAUGCUAGUUAUUAGUUUAGUAGUGAUUUUGUGCGUUAGUGCAUUCAGCGCACGAUCCGAGGAUAAUACUAAAGUUUUGCGGUUAGUUCAUGCGGUUUUCCGACAUGGUCAUAGAACACCAGCCGAUACUUAUCCAUCUGAUCCCCACUUCAAUGAAACGUUCUAUCCAUUUGGAUGGGGACAUCUCACGAAUCAAGGCAAGGAAUACAUGUACGAAACUGGGCAAUGGCUUAACCGAAGAUAUGGCCGAUUCCUGGGACCACUUUACCAGCCAGAUCUUGUAUGGGCUCAGACUACGGGCGUCACACGAACGAAAAUGACAAUGGCAAUGGUUUUAGCUGGUCUUUUUCCUCCAGAAGAUACAGCAAUGGAAUGGAGUAGAAAUUUGAAUUGGCAACCGAUACCGAUACAUUCCGAACCUCUAGACGAAGAUACCUUGUUGCUCGUACGAACUCCCUGUCCACGAUACUACGAAGCUUUACAGGAAGUAUUUGAAACCCAAGAGCUGCAACGAAUUCAAAGAGAUAACGAACGACUGUACAGUGAACUAACAUAUUUUACUGGAAUGGAUAUAAAAACACCGGAAGACGUCCAGUCACUGUACAGUACUCUUCGAGCUGAGACUGAAUAUGGAUUGGAAUUGCCGGAAUGGACUAGAAACUAUUAUCCGGAUGAAUUGUUAAAUUUAACCGAACUCAACUUCAUACACAACGUUUACACGGAAGAAAUGCAAAAAUUCAAGGCCGGACCAUUCCUGCAAAAGAUGAUCAAAGAAUGGAAGGAUAAGAGGGAAGGUUUUCUCAAGCCAGACGGUCGGAAAAUAUUUUUGUACACCGGACACGAUUCAACGAUUGUCAAUGUUCUGCAUGCCCUUGGUGCGUGGCGACCACAAGUUCCAGUCUAUGGAAUUAUGGCCAUUUUUGAGCUACUUGAAGAUACGACCACUGGAGAGUACGGCAUUUCGGUUUACUUGAGAACCAGUGCAAAGAGUGGAGCAAUCCGUCUUACUAUCGCUGGAUGUGGACACUUUUGUCCAUUAGACAGAUUCGUUCAAUUGACGAGGAAAUUCGUUAUGGUGGAUAAGGAUAUGGAAUGUGCUGCAAGGGAUCCAAGUUUUACAACGCCACCACCGUCAGGACCGUAAAUGAUGUUACAUUUUGCAUAUCUAGAUGUGGCUCUAAUAUAUCAUCGAAAAAUGAAAAUUAACUUCUAAUGAAGCAAAAUAACUUCGAGGAAUUAA